Erinaceus europaeus (western European hedgehog) is the source of this 2239-nucleotide messenger RNA. RefSeq names its product bridging integrator 2 (gene BIN2). The transcript has 12 exons. Gene Ontology annotation, biological process: phagocytosis, engulfment; plasma membrane tubulation; podosome assembly. The record is from RefSeq and is a predicted model, not a curated record. NCBI's taxonomy places the organism in Eukaryota, Metazoa, Chordata, Mammalia, Eulipotyphla, Erinaceidae. Gene Ontology annotation, cellular component: phagocytic cup; plasma membrane; cytoplasm. The coding region runs from base 85 to 1773 and encodes 562 amino acids. Gene Ontology annotation, molecular function: phospholipid binding; protein binding.
GGCCUUAGGGGCGGGGCGUGCAGGUCACGCGGGAGCAGGGCCCGGUGAGGUGGCCUCGGCCCCCAGCCCUGCCGCCAUCGCCGGAUGCGAUGCAUGCCGGGAAGCCUCACUUCCUUGUCGGGGCCACCAGAAAACCACAGGCCAGGCGGCCCCCGGGGAGCCGGCAGGAUGGCAGAGGGCAAGUCUGGCGGCGCCGCGGGCCUCUUUGCCAAGCAGGUGCAGAAGAAGUUCAGCAGGGCCCAGGAGAAGGUACUGCAGAAGCUGGGAAAGGCUGUAGAAACCAAAGAUGAACGGUUUGAACAAAGUGCCAACAACUUCUACCAUCAACAGGCAGAAGGUUACAAGUUAUACAAGGACCUGAAGAACUUUCUUAGUGCAGUCAAAGUGAUGCAUGAAAGUUCAAAAAGAGUAUCAGAAACUCUACAGGAGAUCUACAGUUCCGAGUGGGAAGGUCACGAAGAGCUAGAGGCCAUCGUAGGGAAUAAUGAUCUCCUUUGGGAAGACUAUGAAGAGAAACUAGCUGACCAGGCUUUGAGGACCAUGGAAAACUACGUAGCCCAGUUCAGUGAGAUUAAGGAAAGAAUUGCCAAGAGGGGUCGGAAACUUGUGGACUAUGACAGUGCACGACACCACCUGGAAGCAGUGCAGAACGCCAAGAAGAAAGAUGAGGCCAAGACUGCCAAGGCAGAGGAAGAGUUCAACAAGGCUCAGACUGUGUUUGAAGAUUUGAACCAGGAACUACUAGAAGAAUUGCCUGUUCUCUAUAAUAGUCGAAUUGGCUGUUAUGUGACCAUCUUUCAAAACAUUUCCAACUUGAGGGACGUCUUCUACAAGGAGAUGAGCAAGCUGAACCACAAUCUCUAUGAGGUGAUGAGCAAACUGGACAAGCAACAUUCCAACAAAGUCUUUGUAGUGAAGGGACUGUCAAGUAGCAGCAGGCGCUCUUUAGUCAUCUCUUCCCCAGUUGGAGCUUCUACGGUGUCUAGUCCUCUUAUGUCACCUACCAGUCCUUCUUCACUUUAUCUGAAAAGUGAGAGGGGAUCUAUCUCAGCAAAUGAAGAGCUGGCUCCUGAUCCGGCCCAGGGAGAAGGCAGUGCUGAGAACAAAGAAGAGCCCAUAAGUAAGGAGGAAACAGACGAUGAAGAGUCUGAAGCAAGCUCCUCUUCUGAGGAGGAAGAGUCUCAGCUAACCUGCAAUGGCCUAACCCAGGCCCGACCUGCUCCCAGUCAGAGUAGCGAGUCUCAGGAGGAAGUUCUCCCUGGCUCUCCAGCUCCAUCACCAGGCAGAACCUCGAGCCCUACAGAGCAGCCUUCAUCUCCCCCAGAAGUAAUCCUUCGAAACCGAACCUCAAGUGAAGGUUCUGAACAGCCAAAACAGAAAUCCAUCCAGAGGGCCUCAGCACCCCCAAGUAGGCCUCCUCCACCCAGAACCACUCCCAGCCCCAGGUCUUCCUCAGGGAGCAUACCCACUAGCCCUACAGCCUCUGAAAGGGAUUCACCCAGCAGCCCCACGGCCUUGUUGGGAGCUGAGACUCCAAGUCCUCAGGCCUCCUUAGAGUCUGUUCAUGAUCCACAGCUACCAGAAAAACAAGUAAGAACUCCUAAGGUCAAAGAAAAGGAAAGCACGGACAAUCUGAACCCAGAACUCAGUACUUCGCCUACCUCAGUGAACUCUCAGAACCAAGAUCAUGUCUCUGUGGUUCCAGAAGAAAGUAGCAGCAUAGCACCUGAGCCUCAAGAAGAGGUGUCUACAGUGCAAAAUACAGAGCUCUGAAGAGGAAGUGUCGUGACCUCCCCAUACACACACCUCCCCAGAGAAGCUCCUCAGCUAGUGGAGCUUAAGAUGUAUAGGUCAAAGGGAUGCAAGAUACAGUUUUCAUUUUUAGGUUCUCAAAGUUUGAAAAUUGAUGGUCUCUGAAGGCCUAGCCUUAAUGAGGAAUAGACUGAGGAAUAGACUUAGGGGAGGAAGACAGGAAGAGAGGUAAGCUUGAGAGGAGAAACAGACUCAUGAAACAUUUCGUUCAAUUUUAGUACUGUUAGAAUAAUAGUAAGGCUUUAUAUACAGGCAAGCAUGACUAUAAAAAGCAAAAGCAUCUAUAGGCACAGACACUUGUUCAAGACACAGAUAACUAUGCACACUCCGAAGACAGUGAACAAACCUUUUGCUUACCCACCCAUUUUACAAAAUUUGCAGCCAAAAGCUUAUUUUCAGACUGUUCAAUAAACUAUGACUCAGAUUA